Sodiomyces alkalinus F11 is the source of this 1691-nucleotide messenger RNA. RefSeq lists its product as hypothetical. Gene Ontology annotation, cellular component: cytoplasm; mitochondrion. Gene Ontology annotation, molecular function: lipoic acid binding; acetyltransferase activity. The transcript is spliced from 2 exons. The record is from RefSeq and is a predicted model, not a curated record. Bases 50 to 1600 code for a protein of 516 amino acids. NCBI's taxonomy places the organism in Eukaryota, Fungi, Ascomycota, Sordariomycetes, Glomerellales, Plectosphaerellaceae.
UGUCAAUAUCACGAACGCAGCUUUAAGAGAAGGACAAUUGAUCAUUGAGAUGUUCUUGAGACAAAGUUCCCGCUCGUUGAGGCAAGCCUCCAGAUGCUUUAGCCGUCCGCCCAUCGCAGGGCCAGCAACAGCGGUGUAUCCUUCGAGGCGGUUCCACGAUACUCGGCCUCUUCUUGUCGUAAAGCCAGUCGUGCUAGCGGAUAUCGGCGAAGGUAUCGUCGAGUGCGAAGUGAUACAAUGGUUCGUCGAGCCCGGGGCGCGGGUGGAGGAAUUCUCCCCGUUGUGCGAGGUGCAGAGCGACAAGGCUUCCGUCGAGAUUACGAGCCGUUUCUCUGGCGUCGUCAAGAAAUUGUACUACGAGACGGGCGAGAUGGCCAAGGUCGGCAAGGCGUUCAUUGAUAUUGACAUUGAUGGUGACGCAAAAAAGGAAGACCUAGGCGCUCUUUCUGGUGCGCCGCCCUCGGGCUCGGAAGAAUCUCCCCAAUCUUCGGCGUUGGACGCCGAAAUGACAAGAGCGGAGGGAAUGGCGGAAGCGCCGUCGCAAAUAACAAACAUGCCCCAACAGUCUCCCGGGGCGGUAGAGGCUUCGAAACCCAAGGGCAAGUGUGCGAUGCUGGCAACACCGGCCGUGCGGCAUCUGAUCAAAGAGCUCAGUGUUGAUAUUGCCGACAUCGACGGCACGGGCAAGGACGGGAGGGUUCUAAAGGAGGAUAUCUACAGAUAUGUCAAACAGAGGGAUUUCGGCGCAGCCAAUAUGGAUGCGUCGUCACCGGCACCCCCGCCGGCCCCGCAAGCAGCCCCCGUGUCCCGGCAGGCCCCAGCAUCAACACCCGGUGCGCAGACGGAGACCCGGGUGCCGCUGACCAACACGCAGCUGCAAAUGUUCAAGAGCAUGACUCGCUCUCUCACUAUCCCUCACUUCCUCUAUGCGGACGAGGUCGACUUUUCCAGCUUGGUCGAGCUCCGCACCCGCCUCAAUCGCGUCCUGUCUCAGUCCAACCAGCAGCCGCAGACGCCGGAUGCGCCGCAGGUGGAGAAACUGUCGUACCUACCAUUCAUCAUCAAAGCCGUCUCCAUGGCGCUCUAUCAGUAUCCCAUCCUGAACGCCCGGGUUGACGCCGACCCCGCCAACAGCGACGUGCGGGGCAAGCCUUCCCUCGUGAUGAGGAGCCAGCAUAACAUCGGCGUGGCGAUGGACACUCCAUCGGGCCUCCUAGUGCCCGUCAUCAAGGAUGUCGGGUCGCGCAACAUCCUAUCCAUCGCCGCGGAACUCGCGCGUCUCCAGAAGCUCGCGCACGCGGGGCGCCUGAGCGCAGCGGACAUGCAGGGCGGGACCGUAACGGUGUCCAAUAUUGGCAACAUCGGCGGCACUUACGUUUCGCCGGUUAUCGUGGAGCGAGAGGUGUCCAUUUUGGGCAUUGGACGGAUGCGCACCGUACCGGCGUUCGACGAGUCGGGGGCCGUGGUAAAGAAACACGUCACCAACUUUAGCUGGAGCGCGGACCACCGGGUCGUGGACGGAGCGACCAUGGCGAGAGCUGCCGAAGUGGUGAGGAGGGUGGUGGAGGAGCCUGACGUCAUGGUGAUGCAUCUUCGGUGAUAUAUAUAAAUACACAUGGCUUAUGUGGUUUGGCUAAUACAUGUUUACCGAAGGUAGAGACCCCCGCUCCCGCUCCCGAGAAAUGAUAACU